CUGUAUAUAUGUAUCUACAGUAAAAAACAACAUUGAACACGUGCAUGUAUCGAAACAAAGUUAACUAAAUCGUUUUUUUGAAAUAUUUAUCAGUAAACAAAUAGUUUUUUUUACUGAAAUGCAAAAAUGGGUAUACGUGGAUUGACAACAUAUAUUCAAAAUCGUUCAGAUUAUUAUUUCGAUGCAUAUGAACUGGCAAAUACAAAAUUAGUGAUUGACGGAGCGAGUCUAAAUGCGCAGUUAUAUUGCAAUAAAACUUACGGUGAUAGUAUAUUUAGCGGUGAUUAUGAUCAAAUUGCACAUUGUGUAACACGAUUUUUUGAAGACUUAUUACGAUGCAACGUCGAACCAUUAGUCAUAAUAGAUGGAGGUUGGGAAAGUAAAAAAUAUCAUACACUAAUCGGCCGGUUUAAAGACCGGUUAAACUCAGCUUCUAUUAUUAAUUUCAACAAUAAUCAUCGAACAUUCCUUUUUCCUAUGCUUUUGCAUGAUGUAUUUGUUGAUGUUAUGAAUAAAAUGGAAAUAAAGUACUACAUGUGUACCUUCGAAGCUGAUGAAUCAGCGGCCGCAAUUGCAAGAGUUUUAAACUGCCCAGUAUUAAGUUACGAUUCCGAUUUUUAUAUUUAUGGCGUAAUGUAUAUUCCUUUUAAUACAUUAGAUCGUUAUAUUGUACGAUAUGGUAAAGGAUACAUUAAAAGAUGUAAAAUAUAUCGGAUAGAAAAACUAUUAAAUAAAUUUAAGGGUCUUGAUAUCACAUUGUUGCCUUUAGCUUCAAUUCUUCUUGGAAACGAUUACAUCAAUAGCAAAGUAUUCAAUAAAUUUUUUUCAGAAUUGAGAAUAUUAAAACAACGCGUGACUAAUUAUCAACAAUUGAAAAUUGAUCGUAUUUUUAAUUGGUUAAAACAUCAUACUUUGAAUGAUGCAAUGAAUAAAAUUGUUAAACACGUAAGUAAAAAUCAAUAUCAACGUGUUGUUGAAAAAAUGGAAACUAUUAUUAACACGUACUUGAAUAUUUCAACACACAUGCUAGCUCCUUUGGGUUUCGACCAGCAAUUUAUUGAAAAUAUUGUAAAAAAUACCUCAAUUUAUAAAUUUGAAAAACAAGAAGUAAAAGAAUUGGAUAUCCACAAUCUCAAUAGUUUGAAUAACAAGUAUACAGAAGAAGAUAAUACGUAUGAAGAUGAUAAUACUGAAACUAAUCAUGAAGAUAUAAAUAAUGAUGCAACUUGUAAACUACCAAUUAUUCCAGACGAGACUUUUGCAGAUUCCUUACCGGAAUGGUUUAUGAAAGAUCAUUCAAAUGGAAAAUUUCCGUUAUAUUUCAUCAAUAUUAUUUCUCAUCAUGUAUACAUUUUACCGGUACAAAUAGAAAGUAUGUAUUAUCCAUCAGCACACGAAAUAAGCAUGCCAAUAAUUACCAAAAUCUGCAGUUUACUGACAACGAUGAACAGUAAUGUUAAUCAAAAAGAAAACGUAGUUAUGAAAUUGAUUACGCGUGAAAAUGACGAGAUGACUAAAGUUCACUUGAAUAUUCCCAAGUCGAGUGUAACAUUGGAAAAUUUAGGUGUAGUGAAUGAAGAAGUAAGAAAAAAAAUAAUCGAUGAAACAGCUGAAAUUGAAGAGAUAUAUCAUUUAGAAGAAGUGCCGUCAUCAUGGAAACUGUAUAUUGCUGUGAUCUUAUACUGGAUGAAACAAAAUAGUGAGCCGCAAAGGACUCAGUUACAUUUAGAUUGUUUGUUAGUGUCGAUGUUGCUGGGAAUUAUUGAUAAAAAAGUAGGGUUUCAACGGUCGAAAGAUAAAUUUCAAAGGAAAUUUGCCGAUAAUUUGGUACACAUACAAGAAACAAGAAGAUUGAAAAAGUUAUCAACUGAAGUGGGAUCAUCAAUUCUAGCGAACUUGAUUAAUGAAACCAGUAAAGAAGAUUGUAUUGCUUCGUUACCAUUUUUUUUGGAACAUCUUCAGAUUGGUAAAGAUCUGAGAAUGUAUCCUGAUAAAUUUGACUCUGAUAUAGUCCACGUUUUUUCACAAUUUCAAAGUUGCCUGCGACAUAUAAUGCAUUUGAAUGCACUGGUAGGGUGUAUUUAUGAGACACCAUCGAUAGGUGAUUUCUUCAAUGGUACAUUACUGUACCAUUUUUAUAAUAAUUUUAAAACGCGUAAUGACAUUGAAGCUUAUGUUUCAACAAGAUUAAAAAACGCUCCAAAUCUUUUAAAAAUUUUCCAAAUAUUAAGAAAAAAAAUUAUUGACAUUUUAAACAGUUGUGAAGUUAAAAUCUACGAAGGUAUGAAAAGUGUAAGAAGAAAAAGACGAAGAAAUAAAAAAAAUAAAUCACUCAAUGAUUUUGAUACAGAUUGCUUAAAAACCGAUGACAAUAAUGAUGAUGAUGAUGAAAACGAUAAUUUUUAUGAUUCUAACAAUCCAUUUUCAUUACUCAAAACAUUUAAUAGAAGGAUAUAAAAAAUUAUAUCCAAGACUUAAAAUAAGCAAUGAUUUGAUGGCUCAAAACAUUCAAAUUGCUACACUAGGAAAGCUAGAGGAAUUGUCAACUACUAUUGAAAAGUUGAAAAAUACUUUAGUAAAUC
Molecule: messenger RNA, 2582 nt
Organism: Cotesia glomerata
Lineage: Eukaryota; Metazoa; Arthropoda; Insecta; Hymenoptera; Braconidae
Gene: ast
Product: DNA repair protein RAD51 homolog 1-like
Exons: 2
Coding region: 127-2457 (776 amino acids)
Biological process (GO): DNA repair; reciprocal meiotic recombination; meiotic DNA recombinase assembly
Cellular component (GO): Rad51C-XRCC3 complex; replication fork; Rad51B-Rad51C-Rad51D-XRCC2 complex
Molecular function (GO): four-way junction DNA binding; crossover junction DNA endonuclease activity; ATP binding
Source: RefSeq, a predicted model, not a curated record